This is a messenger RNA of Pteropus alecto (black flying fox), 2012 nucleotides long. It is a transcript of the gene REXO4, whose product is annotated as REX4 homolog, 3'-5' exonuclease. The record is from RefSeq and is a predicted model, not a curated record. Gene Ontology annotation, molecular function: nucleic acid binding; exonuclease activity. The coding region runs from base 52 to 1146 and encodes 364 amino acids. Gene Ontology annotation, cellular component: nucleus. NCBI's taxonomy places the organism in Eukaryota, Metazoa, Chordata, Mammalia, Chiroptera, Pteropodidae. Gene Ontology annotation, biological process: DNA catabolic process. The transcript is spliced from 6 exons.
GUGGACGCCACGCUCUGCUGUCAGGCGCUGGGGACCCUGGACAGGGCCGGGAUGGUGAAGGCGCCGACCCCCAAGCGCGCCCCGGGCGACCCCGCGGCUCCUCCAGGGCUCGUCGGGAAGCUAACGCAGAAGAAAAAAAGGAAGAAAAGAUUCUGGCCAAAUAAAGCGCGAGAAGUAAGCGAGAAACCGGCAAGCGACCCCAAGGUUGUCGUGGUGCGACCUCCAAAGGCACCGGAAGACUUUUCCCAAAACUGGAAGGCGCUGCAGGAGCUGCUGAAACAAAAAUCGCAGGCCCUGGAAACGCCAGCUGUUACCUCUCAGGAUUCCAAGCAGCACCCCGAAAUCAUCCAGCGGAACAGAAAGGCAAAGCGAGUUGAGAUGGGGACAGGAAGGACAGCCCGACAGGCCGCGGGGGGCUCUGUUCCUCCGGGAGCGCCGACGAACAGGAAGGGGCCGGCACCGCCCACAGAGGCCAAAGGAGCAGAGAGCAACGAGAAAGGAACCAAGAAAAGGACAAAUGGUGACAUUUCUCCAAAACGAGGGGACCUCAAACAUAAGAAGCGGAAAGCCAAGGAGGUGGCUGCAGCCUUGGCUCCAGCCCCGCCCACCGAAGGAGACAUCUGGUUUGAUGACGUUGACCCGGUGGACAUCGAAGCGGCCAUAGGCCCAGAGGCGGCCGCCGUAGCGAGGAGGCAGCUGGGCGGCCGUGAGCGCAGCGUCGCGCUGGCGAAGGAGCAGGCCUUCGGCGGCCUGACGAGAGCCUUAGCCAUGGACUGCGAGAUGGUGGGCGUGGGCCCCGCGGGGGAGGACAGCAUCGCCGCCCGCGUGUCCAUCGUCAACCAGUUUGGGAAGUGUGUCUAUGACAAGUACGUCAAGCCAACCCAGCAGGUGACCGACUACAGGACAGCGGUCAGCGGGAUCCGGCCAGAGCACCUCAAGCAGGGGGAGGAAUUUGAAGUCGUCCAGAAGGAAGUGGCAGAGAUGCUGAGGGGCCGGAUUCUCGUGGGACAUGCGCUGCACAACGACCUGAAGAUCCAGGACGCCCAGGCAGCAAUGAGACUCUACGUCACAGUGAAGAAGGAGUGGGAGCGCAUGGCCCGGGACAGACACCCGACCACCGCCGCAGACCACAGCGACCAGGCGUAGCAGGACCCCUGCCGCUGGUGCUGCCCCCCCAACCUCGUGACGGGUGUGACGAAGUCAGGGGACAGAUGUGGUCUCCCCCGAGUGGCAACAAGACCGUGGCAGCCGGGGCACGGGGCACGCGUGCUGCUGAGAACUCCUUUCCUCUCGUCUCUGACCUGAGACCUCACCUCACUGCCGGGGCAGCGGGCGCACGGGCCAGGCUGUCGCUGGGGGCUCAGGGGCCUUUGUCCUGGGCUCGCCAGGCGGUGGGCGGUGGGGACUGAUGUGGGAGCGCCUCGGACUCUGCACUUGGCCAACCCCAGCGUCAGGACGGGAGUGGAGGCUGUGCCUGCCCUGUGCCCUCACCGCCCGCGUGCUGGCCGGCUUCGCUGGGGGCUCUCCCCUGGGUCUUCGGCACCCUCCAGCGAGGAGCUCCUUUCCCGCCAUUGCCGUGGACGGUGUAAAGAACUCGGCCAGAAUCCAGGCGCCCAGCCCGGUGUCUGCUCCAUCGAGGACCUCAGACUUAGAGAUUUUCUGACAGCAGGGGUCCUUGCUCUCCCCAACCCUCUACUGCCCGCCAAGUUCACACUCAAGGUCAGAGCCCACAGUGCGGCCAUGUCAGGCUCAGGUUUCCCCCAGGCAUGGCAAUGACAGUUAUUUCCGAAGGUGGUGCCUCUCCCCGGCUAGGACGGGCAUGCUGGCCUGGUGGUUUGAGCUGGAAAAGUGUGGGUUCCCGUGGGCGGCCUGGCCUGUGGGUGUGAGAUCUCCGAGAAUGGGAGUGGGGUACGUGAAGCCCGGGGCUCUCCUACGCCUCCUGACGGGGACACAUAGGUCCAAACCCCCUGAGGAAGUUUCUGAACAUAAAUGAGGUUUUUAUUUGAGAAGGA